This is a messenger RNA of Macrobrachium nipponense, 670 nucleotides long. RefSeq lists its product as uncharacterized. NCBI's taxonomy places the organism in Eukaryota, Metazoa, Arthropoda, Malacostraca, Decapoda, Palaemonidae. The record is from RefSeq and is a predicted model, not a curated record. Gene Ontology annotation, biological process: negative regulation of G2/M transition of mitotic cell cycle. The transcript is spliced from 5 exons. Bases 71 to 670 code for a protein of 199 amino acids.
ACUACUAUAACGAACAUUGAAAGUAUUAUAAUUAAGGACAGCUGUUUGUGUAUUAUAGCCUCUAGUAACAAUGCCUGACCGCAGACGGCAGCGGCAACAGAGAGUUCGUCAAGAAGCUGGAGAUGAUCCUCGCUCAGUUGGUGCCAGCAAUAGAGAACCUGUAAAGCAGGAACCUCAACAAAACAAUGUUAGUCAGCCAAGGAAGCACAAUACUACUGGGGUUGCUUAUGCAGAACCUAAGGAGUAUGAAUCAGUUACUAUUAUGCCGGACAAAGAAGUCCAGGCACCACAAAAGUACCAACGACGUGAAAUACUAAGUAGCUGGCUUCGUUAUGAGGAUUUGCCCCCAGAAGAAGCAGGAGAAGAUGGAGAAGAUUAUCUUAUCGGUGAAGAUUUUUCCACAAUACUUGAACAACAAGUGAGUACUGGAGGACACCUCAUGUUAAAAGGAGAGAACCUGUUAGACGAUAAUGAAACCAGCAUCUUGAAAUCUCAUGGGAUUGGAUCUCUCCACGUCGCAGAUCUUGUGGCUGCUAUUAAUACAAUACCACUUCAAGUGCAGCUUAAUAUACCUGAAGCUUCUCUUCCGGUAAGUCUUAGUACUUUUGAUUUUAGUGUUCUUUAUCUUUAUAUUGUACACACUUCCAUACAAUGGUCGUUUUGUUCAUGA